Molecule: messenger RNA, 2635 nt
Organism: Pseudophryne corroboree (corroboree frog)
Lineage: Eukaryota; Metazoa; Chordata; Amphibia; Anura; Myobatrachidae
Product: opioid growth factor receptor-like
Exons: 6
Coding region: 316-1089 (257 amino acids)
Cellular component (GO): membrane
Molecular function (GO): opioid growth factor receptor activity
Source: RefSeq, a predicted model, not a curated record
UCCGAUAUACAGUACAUGUCACUUAGCUACCUGUGUCUCUGGACCCUCCCUCUCUCUAAGUUUCACUUUCAGUUAUACAACUAAGUUUUCUACAAAGAUAAAGAACUCUUGGAGCAAUCUGUUUACAUUGCAGUCUCACCUGCUGUUCGGGCUGCUGCUGCCGACACUGAACAUCCCACUCCAGGCAGAUCCAUUUCUGCCUUGUCAGUGCAGGACAGCUCGUUCUGUCCACAGAACUUUUUCUAGGAAUCUGUGCCUGACAGUCUUCCUAACACUAGUUUUGUCAAGGUACUGAACAGACAUACUCUAUGUAGCAUGGAGCGACCUUCUAAAACCACCCAACCCAGGAAAAUGAUUUUCCACAGCGACAAACAGUGGAAUUUGGGGGAUGUCUCCAGCUGGGAGGAUGAAGAAAGACCUCAGAAACAGAAAAGAAAAGUAAAACAGGGUGAGACUUCAUACCUGACCCCAAAUCUGGACUUCUACCAAAACAAUAUGUGUUUCGAGCCAAACGGUGUACACAUAGAUGAGCUGCUUGCUAAAUGGAAGAAUGACUAUAUCCGGCUUGAGAUGAACCAUUGCUACAUUUCAUGGCUUUUUCCACUGCAACAACCUGGUAGAAAUUCAUAUGCUAAGCCACUGACAGUGAAAGAGAUCAAGAGUAUGAAAGAAGACACAAAUGUCAUGAGAAGGUUUAUUGAGUCUUACAAACUAAUGCUGGGAUUUUAUGGUAUCAAUCUCUGUGAUGAGAGGACUGGAGAAGUGGGUCGUGCAUACAAUUGGGAGGAAAGAUUUAAGAACCUGAACAAUCACAGCCACAACAACCUGAGGAUCACACGGAUACUGAAGUGUUUGGGGGAGCUGGGCUAUGAACACUUCCAGGCCCCACUUGUCAGGUUUUUCCUGGAGGAGACCCUGUGUAAUGGCCAAUUACAGAAUGUAAAAGGAAGUGUAUUAGACUAUUUCAUAUCCACUGUGAGAGACAAGAGAGAGCGCAGUAACCUGGAGCAUUUUGCCACCAAACACUACAAACCGCAAGAGAAGUUUAAAUUGGGACCUGUGGAAAAACGGAGAAAUCGCAGAACAUGACUGUGUAUAUACUGUAUGGGGUGUAUUCAAUAUGGGGUGUAUGGGGUGUAUUCAAUACCUGUUGGAUCCUUUCCGAUGGAAAGGAUUCGACAGGUCAGUAUUCAAUGACCUGCCUAAAUCCGACUGUCGGAUUUAGCCGCUCUCGACAGCCGCUUCCCACCCAUCCACGGCCCUCGGUCCCGACAGGCGCACCCUGCCGCUCCGCCCGGACAGGCGCUCCCUGCCGCUCCGCCCGGACAGGCGCUCCCUGCCGCUCCGCCCGGACAGGCGCUCCCUGCCGCUCUGCCCGGACAGGCGCUCCCUGCCGCUCCACCCGGACAGGCGCUCCCUGCCGCUCCACCCGGACAGGCGCUCCGCCCGGACAGGCGCUCCCUGCCACUCCGCACGGCUGCUACCCCUGCCGCUCUGUCCGGACAGCUGCUACCCCGGCCGACAUGUCGGAAAAAUUGGCCCGGCAUUGAAUAGGUCCAACAAGACGGCAGUUUCCGAGGUAUUGAAUACACCCCUAUGAGUGUGAUGGCAGGGUACAGAAAACAUGUAAAAAUAAAAUAAAAUUUGAUAUAAAAUUGUAAAUGCGCAGGCAAAGAACUAGUAAACAGGGUGGAAUGGUGAAAUUAAUUUCUUUAUCCCAUGUCCAUGUUACAUGGGGGAACCCUUAAUUUGCAGUAAAUUAUUUUUGUCAGGUAAAAGACUAAUUAAACAAAUCUUCUGUUGAUUGCCAAGCUAUCCAAUCAGUGUAAUGGAGAUUUGAUCAUUAUACACUACCACUACCAGUUACUUCGCUUUUGUAUGGAGACAGACAUUUUCAAAACUGUUACAUGUCUGGAAUUCGACCUUAAAGGGCAAAUUCAAUUACCUGUAGUGUUUACCGCGCAGGCAAAGCUCUGGGUUAAAUGUCUGGAGCUAUUCAAUAAUUCCGCAUUUUCCCUGCGCAGCAGACCUACGGGCAAUGCGUGGUAACCCAUAGAUUUCACGUUAAGUGCCUGACUCUGUGGGUUUCCCUACACUAUGAGCCCCAUAAAGUGAAUGUACUGCACAUUUUUCCUCGCAGCUUCUGAGGCUUAACGCACAAAGAUGCGGCUUAUGGUUGAAUUGCUGAGGGUAGAGCAAUUAGCCAUGGCUAAUACCCAUUUUCCACUAGCUUUAAAAACACGGGUAAAUGCGCGGGGUCCCCCUGCAAAUUCCCGGAUCAAGUGAUCCGGGAAUCCUACCCGGGUAUCCUACCCGGGUAAGCUGUGUAGUGUGAACGGGAGCCGUCUCAAUGCGACACGGCUACCGUUCACAGUGAAUGGAAGGGCGGCACUGGGAGAUCAUGUGAUCUCCCAGCGCCACCCCUGCCGCGUCAGCAGCAGCGUCACCAACCCGGCAAUAUGCCGGGUUGGUGAGCGCUGUGGGAAAGGGGGCUGUAGCACUGGUCGCAGCCUUGUCAGGCUCCCGGCUGCGACCCAUGCUACAGAUGGAAAAGGGGUAUAAUUGACUCUGCCCCCAUGUGUUCCAUGUGGCAUUCCCUAGGCCAACAGCACCACAAUGCCGAGUGAACUCACAG